This is a messenger RNA of Theobroma umbraticum, 708 nucleotides long. RefSeq names its product putative disease resistance RPP13-like protein 1. Gene Ontology annotation, molecular function: ADP binding. NCBI's taxonomy places the organism in Eukaryota, Viridiplantae, Streptophyta, Magnoliopsida, Malvales, Malvaceae. The record is from RefSeq and is a predicted model, not a curated record.
AUGUUAUCUGUUGUUGGGGAGGCUGCUCUCACGGCUUUCUUUGAUGGAUUAUUUGGCAAGUUAUCCUCUUCUGAUAUCCUCAACUUUGUCACUGAAAAGCGGGUCCGCAAGGAGCUCAAAAAGUGGGAAAUCACGCUGCGGGAUAUCCGUGCCGUGCUUGAUGAUGCAGAGGCGAAGCAGAUGAAGAAUCAAUAUGUGAACAACUGGUUGGCCGAUCUUCAAGGCUUGGCUUACGAUGUUGAUGAUAUUUUGGACGAGUUUGCCACUAAAGCUUUGGGGCGCAAGCUGACAUCCUUGGAGGAACCUCAAGGCAUCAAAAAUAAGGUACAAAACAUCAUUCCUACUUUCAUGUUUGAUAAUAAGAAGAUGAUGUCCAAGAUUAAAAAAGUCGGUGCUAGAAUGAAUGAUUUGGCCACACAAAGAACUCAAUUGGAAUUGCGAGUCGUUAAUGAGGGAGCAAGGUCUGAUAGAAUGAAACAAAGGCUUCAGCCUACUUCUUUGGUGGAUGAAACUGAGGUGUACGGUAGGCAAGAAGAAAAGAAAGAAUUGCUUAAACUGCUUUCGAGCAAUGAUAGUAGUCACAAUAAAGCUUCUGUGAUUCCCAUCAUUGGCAUGGGAGGAAUUGGCAAGACAACUCUUGCACAACUUCUUUACAAUGAUACUAGUAUAGAAAAUUCUUUCGAGUACAAGGCGUGGUUAGUAAAGUGA